AUGAAUCAAGAAAAGUUGAAAAAAUUACAAGCCCAGGUACGCAUUGGAGGUAAGGGAACACCAAGGAGAAAAAAGAAGGUACUUCACGCUACUGCAGCUACUGAUGACAAGAAGUUGCAAAGUUCAUUGAAGAAAUUAUCAGUGAACACAAUCCCUGGCAUCGAAGAAGUGAACAUGAUCAAAGAUGAUGGGACUGUAAUUCACUUCAAUAAUCCCAAAGCUCAGGCUUCCCUGGCAGCUAAUACAUUUGCUGUAACUGGUCAUGGAGAAACCAAACAAAUCACUGAAAUGCUACCCGGAAUAUUGAGUCAGUUAGGACCAGAAGGGCUAAAUCAACUGAAACGUUUAGCAACAAGUGUUGCUGGAAACACUGCAGGUAAAGCUACUAUUGAGGAAGAUGAUGAAGUUCCUGAUUUAGUAGAGAAUUUCGACGAAGCAAGUAAGGAAGAGGUCCCGAACAAAGAAGCUGGUAAAGAAAACGCACUCCCAGCCAAGAACUAA
This is a messenger RNA of Nezara viridula (southern green stink bug), 501 nucleotides long. NCBI's taxonomy places the organism in Eukaryota, Metazoa, Arthropoda, Insecta, Hemiptera, Pentatomidae. The record is from the annotation of a GenBank genome assembly.